AUGGCGUUAAACGGUAAAGCCGCUCGAGCUUUGGAGCAGGUGAAGAAUGGCCUGAGUAUGCUUUACGGAGCAGACUAUUUUACUGAGGACGAAUGGGUCAAGAUCGACGGUUUAAUUCACAAGGGACAAUAUGUUUUUACCAGCGGCCCUCCGACCACCAACUUUUUAGAAGACGAAUUGAUGAGCUUCGAUGAUGGAAAAGCGGCUACCCCUACUCCGGAUUUGCACUCAGAGCUAGUAGAUACCAACGAAUUAUCUGCGAAGAACAAUAUCGAAGAUCCUGUAGUCGACACAAAAAAAGAAGUAGAGAACGAAAACAAUCUCGAAAUUGACAAUGCCGUCAAGGACCAGAGCCUUUCUGCUAGUCUUGCAGCAGAUGUCUCGACUGAUGCUACUAUUCCCGCCUCCGAUAAACCCACACAGGCCGACACUACAUCUUUCGAAACCCCAAUUCCUCAAUCUCUCGAGAUCUCCUCCGACGAAGAGCCUGCGUCUGCGUCUGAACCCGCAAAAUUGGACUCGGAAGAACACUCCUUCGAUUUAUCGUCCGACCUCUCACAGCCACCUCAAGAGCCUGAACGAUUUGAAGAAGAGCCAGCUGAAGAGUCAUCAUUCGAUUUGUCCUCGGGUCUCUCACAGCCACCUUCUCAAGCACCAGAGACUGAGGAGAAACCAUUCGAGGAGCUGGUCAAGCGCGAAUCAAUUAACCGACCGGCUAAUGGCGGUCUUGCAUAUUAUUCCAAGGAACAAUUGGACGAGCUCAAGGCGUUCAAUGCUGGUUUGACAAAGGCAGGUGAUAAGAAAAAGUCAAGCAAACGAGUUCAAAACUCGUAUCCAUCUCCUGAUGACUCUGAACGCGAUCCUUGGACCGGCGAGGAGACGUACCAAGAACCUUCUGCCAACCACGACUAUCCUUCUCCCGCUACGACUGACGAAGACAGCAGAAUUCACAACUGGGCCUCUGGAAUUGGAUCACAGGCCAAUACCGCGCCUGCAACAGACCCGAAAACGCAAAUGGUCAAUGACUUUAUCAGAACUCACGGACGGAUGCCAAAAAGCGUCAACGAUAUCUAUCAACCCAACAAUAGCGGAUUUACACCACUUACAAGUCGUCCCGCAUCAAGAGCUACCAGCAUCAGACCUAUAAAGACCUCCGUGUCGAAAUCAAUCGCCGGCGUUGUCGCUACCCUUAAUCCAGGCUCUGCAAUUCCGCAUUUGAAUGUUGCUCUUGGCACCAUCCUAGUUGCCCAAAGCUAUCAGGAAGCAGCACCGGGCCAGCUCCGAAUUGAGGUUCUGGAAGGUGACCAAAUCAAAGUCCUGAAGCACGUGUCUGGCGCUUUUCACCACGGCCAGAAUCUGAGGACAGGGAAAUCAGGCCAAUUCAAUGAGGCUAUCUUUCGCCGGCCCUCUGGAGCACAAAGUGCUGCUUCAAACAAUACAAGGCGUUCUGCUGUCGCCCAGCCUACCGGUAGGGUCGAAGGAUUCGAACGCGUCAAUGCUUCGGAAUGGGAUGAGGUUCCUGUCACGACUCGAGCCAGGACUGUUGCUCCUUCUCCGUUCAGGCCGGCCGCCAAUGGUCUAGCUAGCUCAAGAUAUGCUGUGCUUGCAGAUACGAAGAGUGAAGACUCUGAUAGUGUUGUUCACAGUAUGACACGAGAAGAUGUUGACAAGCUUGUCGACGAGAGAGUCAAGAAGCUCCUUGAGAACGGAAACGUCCCAGCCAGCCCUUUGAAAGGAACCCGGCCACCCAGGACAAGCGGUAAAAUCAUUGAGCCACUCAAGAAGGUCGAACCCAAGACCGCAACCUGCUGGUUCUGGGCCACCCCCGGAAAAGACUGCCGAUUUACUGCUGAAGAGUGUAGAGAUCUCCACGCCUGGUCCGACCCUGACCCGAAUGCUGACCCCGCGAAUCUUCGCAUGGGCAAACCUACAUGGGGCGCCCUCGCCGAUAUCGACGGUCCUGCCAGUCCUCUCCCCGCGGGCCAUAAUGUCCGUCUGAGCUCACAUCUUCAAGGCUCAAAAGCCGGCUUCACACCUGUAGAGUCGACCAUCGUGCCCCCGAACAAAUUCACCUGCCAUUUCUGGGCCAACGGGGGGAAAUGCCAGUUCAGCGCCACGGAAUGUAAGUACAUGCACGACUGGAGUCCGAACGGUGUGGCAAAACCUCCUUCCAAGUGGAACGGCCAAAAGAUCAACAGUUGGUCGCGCUGGGGAAAGGAGAGGCCUCAGGGUAGUGGCAAUGAUGCGUGGGGUGAGUCGACGGGUGGAUGGGGUGAGAGCAACAACAAUAACGCUUGGGAGACAAACGCAAACACCACGACGGAAAACGCGGAGGGAGAUUUCGUUAUUCAAGAGGUUAAGAACCCCGACGAUCCCGUCACGAGCUGGGGCGCCGCCGAUGACUCCUGGGAAGUCACCAGCAGUGCCGCCGGCGCAUGGGGCCAAACCCUCCCCAAAAACGGUCUGAACAGUGCGUCCGCCAGCGCAUGGGGCGAGGUCGAUACCAGUAAACCACCGCAUGUCAGGGCGUUGGAGGAGAAAGCCCGCAUUGAGACUCUAGGCUGGUGA
This is a messenger RNA of Glarea lozoyensis ATCC 20868, 2568 nucleotides long. RefSeq lists its product as uncharacterized. NCBI's taxonomy places the organism in Eukaryota, Fungi, Ascomycota, Leotiomycetes, Helotiales, Helotiaceae. The record is from RefSeq and is a predicted model, not a curated record. The transcript has 4 exons. Gene Ontology annotation, molecular function: metal ion binding. Bases 1 to 2568 code for a protein of 855 amino acids.